ACAGUUGACAACUGGAAUUUUCUAGUGGCAUUUCCACGUGUCCGGAUGGAGGCCUUCAAACCUAACACUAUUCGCAGUGGAUUUGCGAUUUCAGGUUUAGUGCCUCUUGAUCCCCAUCCUGUCCUUCAAAAUCUUAAUAUUCAAGUUGAAGGUCCGACGAAGGCUCCAACGCUACCAGGCAGUCUACAGGGAUACUCAGACUUUCAAAAUACACCCUAUAAUUCUCAACAGUUGCAACGCAAGGAAAGAUCGAUCAAGAAGAUAAUUAAUCAAUGUUGUCUUCAUAUUGAACGUAUAUAUACCGGCCGUGAAUGGAGGCUGCCAUUACCUAG
Molecule: messenger RNA, 332 nt
Organism: Talaromyces stipitatus ATCC 10500
Lineage: Eukaryota; Fungi; Ascomycota; Eurotiomycetes; Eurotiales; Trichocomaceae
Exons: 1
Source: RefSeq, a predicted model, not a curated record